AUGGCGAAUUCGGAGCCUUCCAAAACUCCGCCUCCGAGUUUAUCGGAAUCUCCAAAUUCCAACGAAUUCCCUCCGAAAACAGUUCGAGUUAACAAAAACCUAUAUAAAAAGAAUACUUCUGAAACUGGUUUUGGGAGGAAAAUCGGAGAAAAUGAGCAGCGGGUCUUGGAUCAAUGGAUAGAGUCGGAGGGGCUCAACGGGUCCUAUAAUGAUAGAGAAGAAUGGGAUUCAAAGGAAAAGGUCGAUAGUGACGCCCAAAAGCCUCAGAUUCUGGACAAUGAAGAUGUCGCCGUUGCUAACUUUAUCAUUGGAAUCGAAGAGGAGCGGGCCAUCAAGGAAUGGAUAAAAUCGGAGGGGCUCAACGAACCCCAUAGUGAUAUAGAAGAGUUCGAUAUGUUAUUAAGCCUAGCCAGAGAUCAUGAGAAGAAUCAUGAUCUUCUGAUGGAGUUACUAAAGCCCAAGGAUCUUAUCUCCCAGGAAAAGGAUGUUUGGAAAAAGUUUUCUCCAAAGGUGUUUAAAAUGCCGCAAAAACCUGAUUCCGUAGAGCCUGAGUUGUGGAAACCCCCACCCAACGAAAAGGUUUCCGUUGAAAAUAUUCCAGAAAAGGAACCACAGAAAGCAACUGAAUUCAAUCAAUGCAGUGAAACCAUUUUCCAACAACUGCAACUCCUCAUAUAUGAAGACAGUUCCAACAAUCCAACUGCUGCAGAACCAGAGGGCAUUGACUUCGAAACCGAGAUCAGCAAGGAGCAGAACAGCUUCACAGUUCGCCUCGAGGACUUCGAGUACAUCAUUGACCAAAACAUGACGGAGUUCAGGGACCCCCAAGCUAAGAGACUCCGCUCAAAGUGGAACCAGCAGUUUGGAUCAAAGUCGCUGGAGAAUUUGAGGCGAUGUCUUCUGCUUCCGCCUCUGUCAGAUCACUUGGACCAGUGCCUCCAGAGGAUUAGAAUCCUAAGGCGUCCCAACAAGCGCAAGGUCGAGGAAUUGCGCAUGCGCGUCGAAAUGAAUUUUUGCAAAAUGUAUUGCACACUGAGUAUUAAUAUGAACUUGAAUCUGCAACAUACGGUUAGGAACCUAAGGAACGCCGUUUACAAUGACGACAUCGAUGUGAUCCAAAUUCGGUAUGAUCCAGAUAGCCUGGAUUUGGUCCGAUGGCAGUGUUUUGAUAUUCAAUGGAAGAGGCCAUGA
Molecule: messenger RNA, 1191 nt
Organism: Drosophila yakuba
Lineage: Eukaryota; Metazoa; Arthropoda; Insecta; Diptera; Drosophilidae
Exons: 2
Coding region: 1-1191 (396 amino acids)
Source: RefSeq, a predicted model, not a curated record